This is a messenger RNA of Helobdella robusta, 857 nucleotides long. RefSeq lists its product as hypothetical. The record is from RefSeq and is a predicted model, not a curated record. The transcript is spliced from 2 exons. NCBI's taxonomy places the organism in Eukaryota, Metazoa, Annelida, Clitellata, Rhynchobdellida, Glossiphoniidae. The annotation marks the transcript as partial.
CAAGCAGCGUUCACAGCCACAACAACGACAAUAACGGCGACACAACAGCACGAACAUACAACAGCCCACCAUCACACCAGCACAGCAGCAGCAGCAACAACAACAACAACAUAAAACUGCGGAGCAGGUCUGCAAAUAGCGUGCAAUUUAACAAAAUUAUUGAAACUGUUGAAAGUAAUAAAGCUGAUAUUAUUUCAUUAAAAAACGUUAUUAAAACUGCUAAUGUUAAUAAACCAGAAGUAAAUACAUUGAAAAAUAAAUUAAAUUCUAAUGUUGUAAGUGACUACAGUACUGAAGUGACAAACAAGGAGGGACAAAAGAAAAAUGUCAGUAGUUCUCUGUGGUCAGACAUAGCAAAGUCAGAAGACAAUUGUGAGAAACAAAACAACUCAGGAGAAACCAGCAACAACCCAACAAACAACAAACAAACUGGAAAAAAGACAGCUAUGAAAAUAAUCGGUAAAAAAGUUUCAAAUGAUUGCAAACUGAAGGCAGAUAAAAUCUUAAUGAAAAAAUCUGUGUUCUGUUUAAGCAACGUCAGCAAGUGCCCCAGAAAUGAUGUGAUGGCCUACCUAACCGACAAUGGUAUCCAUGUUGUUUCCUGUUAUCCCGUACUCAAACAAUUCAAUAAAAUGGCACCAGCUUCUACAGCCGACGUCAAUAACAAUAAUAAUAGUCAAACUGAGAAUAAAAAAACAGAUGAAGAAGAAUCCAGUACGUUUAGAGUUUGCAUCGAUAGCUCUGAUUCUAAGAAAAUGAAAGACCCUGACAUAAUGCCCCAGCACAUUAUAGUACGCGAGUGGCAAUUCAAUAAGAAACCAGAAACAAUUGUCGAUCAAACAAAAAAAGAUGGAUAA